Messenger RNA from Monomorium pharaonis (pharaoh ant), 2972 nucleotides. It is a transcript of the gene shf, whose product is annotated as protein shifted. Gene Ontology annotation, biological process: anatomical structure development. Gene Ontology annotation, cellular component: extracellular region; cell surface. The record is from RefSeq and is a predicted model, not a curated record. The transcript has 6 exons. Bases 752 to 1930 code for a protein of 392 amino acids. NCBI's taxonomy places the organism in Eukaryota, Metazoa, Arthropoda, Insecta, Hymenoptera, Formicidae. Gene Ontology annotation, molecular function: signaling receptor binding.
UGCGAGAUCUCUAUCUCGCUCCACAGAGAGGUUUUGCUACUCGCUCCGCGUGCCUCGACUCUCAUUGAGAGUCAGUCAGUCAGUCAGUCAGUCCGCCGGAGCGACGCGGUUCGCGCGCAUCGAUACGCAUCCGUGCUCCGUGCGUUUCGCAAGCAAGAGGCAAGAGUUCGCGCGCGCGCGCGCGUGCGUCUCGCUCACUCGUUCCUCCUCAUCCCUUCGCGCUCUCCCUCUUUCCCCUCUCUUUCUCUCUCUCUCUCUCUCUCUUCCCUUCUCCCCCCUCCCCCCCACCCGCUGUCUCUUUGCCCUUCUGUUUUACCGAUCGAGGGGGUAGACAACCGUGCGUUGAAAUCACCGCGGGAUCUCUCCGGCAUCUCUCCGCCGCCGCGCGCGCGAGGAGAGGAGACGCGCGAGAGAUCCGAGAGAUCGUAUCCCGCGUACGUGUGCGCGCGCGCGCGCGCGCGUCCCGUGAAAUCCGCCGAUUUCACGCGUCGGAUCGCCAACGGCACGCACGACGCCCCGGCACGUUGAACUGUUGUAGGGAGGCGGCCGGGAACUCGACGCACGUUGCGCCGCGCGAGUUAACCGCCAGUGCACGCACGACGGCUGCCAGGAAAGAGAGGGGGGCAGCGGUCUUCCUCACCGGUGUGCGUGCAACACCUGGCAGCAGCAGCAGCAGCGGCAGCAGCGGCAGCGGCGGCGACGGCGGCAGCGGCGGCUGCAGCGGCAGCGGCGCACGUCGCGGGUAAUUAUUAUGCGAUCGGCUGCGGCCACCCUGGCCGCGCUGGUGGCGGCGCUGGUUCUUGGUCUCCUGGACGUGCCUGCACUCGCCCGGCACCAGCACCGCUCCGAGAACCCCGGCCACAAGCCGUCCGGUGACAUCUCCCUCUGGAUCGACCAGCAGCAAAUCAAGAUGUUCAGCGGGCUGGCAAUGGAAAUAUAUGCGAUUUCGGAGGGCCAAGUGCUCCCUCUCCUUUUGGAUCCGGAGUUUGAGAGUAAACUGCCGAUGAUCCCGAGCGAGGUGUCGCACGUGAACUUCACGUGGAAGUCAGGAGUGAAAAAGUACUAUUACAACUUUUGUCUUUUAAAAUCGUACGACGAGAGCAUCUUGCAAACACCAUCCAUCACGAUUAAAACGCAAGGACGGGUACCUAAGAAACCGAAAGAGUUUAGCGUUCAGCUAAAUUGCGCCGGCAAAUCGGGCAUAGCGUACUUCGAGAUCAGGCUGGUGAUCGAGACCCGCAAGAGGAAAUCUCUGGAAGGGACGCCCCUCGGUCUCAAAUUGAGAAAAGAAUGCACCGUGCGCGAACCUAACUCUGGCCCCUGUCCAGAUGGUUAUCUAGGUCCCAAUUGUAAAACAGCACUUUGUUAUCCAAGCUGUAUGAAUGGCGGUAACUGCACGGCGCCAGGCGUGUGCUCGUGCGCGCCGGGAUUUCACGGCCCUUACUGCGAAGGAGGCUCCUGGUCCCUCAGCCGAGAACUCCGCGUUGACAGUGGCGACACAGUUAUGAAUGUUUCAGGUAUCUGCACGAGUCCAUGUUUGAAUGGAGGAAAGUGUGUUCGUAAGGAUGUCUGUUGGUGUUCGAGAGGCUUCUUCGGCUUGCGCUGUGAAUUUUGUAAGUACAGCCGAUGUGUCUUGCUAAUGUUGCACAUAAAAUGUAGAAAUAAUUUUUGUCCUAUUUUUAUCAUUUCAGCCAAAUGUGUUAUUCCUUGUCUCAAUGGAGGUAAAUGCAGGGGCAACAACAUCUGUAGGUGUUCGGAGGAAUACAAGGGCAAUCACUGUGAGAUCGCAAACACACAUAGAACGUCUCAACGUUCGACAUGUAGCAAGCAAACAUGUAAACAUGGAACCUGCCAACCGAACGACACGUGUCUCUGCGAAUCUGGCUGGCACGGAAAGUUAUGUCAUAAGAAAAACAAGAAAUGGGCUUAGGAAUUCUAAUAAAAUAUUUUCAACGUUAUUUCUCGUACGACAAUCGAAUCCUUAAAAAAAAAAAAAAAACGAUGUCGUCCUAAAAUCAGAUAAAACUACGACAGAUUGUGUGAUUCAUAAAAUAUAUAUCUUGAAUUGAGAAACGAAAGACUUAUGCGUAUUCGUAGAGAAAGAAUCUCGUGAUAUUAAAAUGAUUAAAAGAUUUGUGUAGUAUUCUUGUUUUUAUUUGAUGCGAAAAGGGGACAAAUAUUAAAGCGUUCAUAAGAUUCAGAUCCAAAUCUCGAUUGGUAGUUAAUGUGAUAUAAAAUUCGUAUUCGUAGUUUCUAAUUUACUUUGCUCCAGAUGUGAUAUGUAAAGAGCUGCUUUAUGUCAUUUUAUGACAUUACUAUAUUUAGAUAUACUUUUAUACUGUAGAUGUGACAAUUGUAAAAAAAUGAAAUAGGAAGAAAUUGUAUUUUCUGUAACAAUUUUAGAAAGUAUAACUAUGAAAAUAAUUCAAUACAUAGUGUGCCUGUGAUGGACCUUUUUGCCUUUAUGCUAUCUUUUUUUCUGUGUACAUCUUAGAAUAUAGAUAAAUAAAUGUGGUUUUAUUAGACGUUGUGAGAGGAAUAUAAACGUUGAAGUGAGUCCGACAAUAUUGCGUUUAUAUAUAUAUUAAAAAAAAAAAAAAUAGUGCGCACAAGCGCGCGCGCACACACACACAGAGUCUAAUUUCAAAGAUUUUUAAUUACAUAUGAAUAUAAGCAAUUACGUUGUAAUUACGUAAGCCAAAGUUCUAGUGAAAAAUUCUAAUUUAAUUAUAAAAUAACUGACUAAUGUAUUCUUUUAACAACUUUAAUAACAAAGAUUAUUGGACACAGAUGCUUCACACUUAUAUAUAAUAAGGAUUAAAAGAGAAUAAAAAACAAAAGAAAUUGUUAGCAAAUUAUUUUUUGCGUUCUGUGUUUUUUUCAAAAACACAAUCAAAAUGGUAAUGUAUUAAUGCUCCGUGUGCACACGUGGGUCUACGGCAUCUGCAAUAAAGUAACAUUUAUUCAUAAAA